GGCAGGUCGAGGCAGCUCCGAAGCCUGGGGCGAUUCGGAGCCCCUCCUUUUGUUUUUUGAGUGGGGUAGUAAAUUUUCUUUCCCCCUCGAGCUUCCCUCGACUUUUGCCCCGCAGUGCUCGUCCGGAGACCUGUUUAUCUGCGUUAAACCUCGUCACCCUUUCUCAGCCGUCUACACCGUUGCCCUGCCGCAAUACUCCAAUCUCCGACAAAGCCAAUUGAUUCAGUCGCAACACCUUCACAAUGGCUACUGACGGCACCGGUGGCACAUCCUACGCCCUCUCAGAGGAGCACAAGGCGGUGCGAACCAUCCUUACCCCUCAUCCCGCGUUCACCUCCGAUCGCUCUAUCUCGGCGAUUUGACUGACUCACCGCCUACAGAUGCUCGAGAAGUCGUUGAUCGAUUCUGACCCCGAGGUUGCCGAUAUUAUGAAACACGAGAUUCAACGCCAGCGGGAGUCUAUCAUCCUCAUUGCCUCCGAAAACGUUACCUCCCGCGCUGUCUUCGAUGCUCUUGGCUCGCCCAUGUCCAACAAGUACUCGGAGGGCUAUCCUGGUGCUCGCUACUAUGGCGGAAAUCAGCACAUCGAUCAGAUCGAGCUCUUGUGCCAGAGGCGCGCUCUCGAGGCCUUCCAUCUUGAUCCAGCCAAGUGGGGUGUCAAUGUUCAGUGUCUGAGUGGUAGCCCUGCAAACCUUCAGGUUUAUCAGGCCAUUAUGCCUCCCCACGGCAGACUCAUGGGCUUGGAUCUCCCCCACGGCGGCCAUCUCAGCCAUGGCUACCAGACUCCUCAGCGGAAGAUCUCAGCCGUCUCCACCUACUUCGAGACCAUGCCGUACCGUGUCGACCUCGACACUGGCAUUAUUGACUACGACCAGCUUGAGAAGAACGCCCAGCUCUUCCGCCCUAAGAUUCUUGUCGCUGGCACUUCGGCCUAUUGCCGCCUGAUCGACUAUGAGCGCAUGCGCAAGAUUGCCGACUCGGUUGGCGCCUAUCUUGUUGUAGACAUUGCCCACAUUUCUGGUCUUGUUGCCGCUGAGGUCAUCCCCACGCCAUUCCUUUAUGCCGAUGUUGUCACCACCACCACCCACAAGUCUCUUCGUGGCCCUCGCGGCGCCAUGAUCUUCUUCCGCAAGGGAGUCCGCUCCACAGACAAGACGGGCAAGGAGACACUGUACGACCUAGAGGACAAAAUCAACUUCUCCGUUUUCCCUGGCCACCAAGGCGGCCCACACAACCACACCAUCACUGCGCUUGCUGUGGCACUUAAGCAGGCCGCAACCCCCGAAUUCAAGGCCUACCAAGAGAAGGUAGUCGCCAACGCGAAGGCGCUUGAGGUCAAGUUCAAGGAGCUUGGAUACAAGCUUGUGUCUGACGGUACCGACUCUCAUAUGGUGCUCCUUGACCUGCGCCCCCAGGCUCUCGACGGCGCCCGUGUAGAGGCUGUUCUCGAGCAGAUCAACAUUGCUUGCAACAAGAACAGCAUUCCGGGCGACAAGAGCGCUCUCUCGCCAUGUGGCCUGCGCAUUGGAACCCCCGCCAUGACCAGCCGUGGAUUUGGGGAACCCGAUUUCGAGAAGGUGGCCCAGUACAUCGAUGAGAGCAUCAAGAUUUGCAAGCAGGUCCAGGCAGAACUGCCCAAGGAGGCUAACAAACUCAAGGAUUUCCGAUUCAAGGUUGCAGGUGGCGAGGUGCCCCGCAUCAACGAGCUCAGGAAGGAGAUUGCUUCGUGGUCUCAAACUUUCCCCCUCCCCGUCGAGGGCUGGAGGACCGAUGCUGGUCUCUGAGAGGGUUGAGAUUGAGUGGGGGCCAUACAGAGGUCUUACUCGGGCAUUUACGGAUGCCGUGUCAUUAAUGGGUUGUGUUUCAACAAUAGGUGUGUGGGC
Molecule: messenger RNA, 1883 nt
Organism: Lasiosphaeria miniovina
Lineage: Eukaryota; Fungi; Ascomycota; Sordariomycetes; Sordariales; Lasiosphaeriaceae
Product: serine hydroxymethyltransferase
Exons: 3
Coding region: 381-1784 (467 amino acids)
Biological process (GO): folic acid metabolic process; tetrahydrofolate interconversion; L-serine catabolic process
Cellular component (GO): cytoplasm
Molecular function (GO): pyridoxal phosphate binding; glycine hydroxymethyltransferase activity; serine binding
Source: RefSeq, a predicted model, not a curated record